AUGCACGGGAUUCCGGUGGCGGUCAAGGACCAAAUCAAGACCAAGGGCAUACUGACCACCUGGGGCUCCAGGAUACUGGAGGACUACGUGCCCGACGAGGAUGCCACGGUGAUCGCCAACCUGAAACGCUCCGGGGCGAUACUGCUGGGCAAGCACAACAUGAGCGGAUUCGCCAUGGGCGACGGCUCCGACCACCCCUACGGCACUCCCAGGAACCCCUGGUCCCUGGAACACAGCCCGGGCGCCACCAGCAGCGGCUCCGGGGCCGCCACCGCCGCUUCCCUGUGCGCCACCUCCCUGGGAGAAGACACCACCGGGUCCAUCAGGGGUCCCUGCUUCGUUUUGCGGGGUCGUUGGGAUAAGGCCGACCUACGGAAGGGUUAG
Geodia barretti is the source of this 384-nucleotide messenger RNA. The record is from the annotation of a GenBank genome assembly. NCBI's taxonomy places the organism in Eukaryota, Metazoa, Porifera, Demospongiae, Tetractinellida, Geodiidae.